Salpingoeca rosetta is the source of this 1382-nucleotide messenger RNA. RefSeq lists its product as uncharacterized. The transcript has 7 exons. Gene Ontology annotation, biological process: nucleotide-excision repair; DNA replication; double-strand break repair via homologous recombination. The record is from RefSeq and is a predicted model, not a curated record. Gene Ontology annotation, cellular component: nucleus; site of double-strand break; chromosome, telomeric region. The coding region runs from base 166 to 1050 and encodes 294 amino acids. Gene Ontology annotation, molecular function: DNA binding. NCBI's taxonomy places the organism in Eukaryota, Choanoflagellata, Craspedida, Salpingoecidae.
CUUUUUUGGCGCCAAAACAACAAGAGACGACCGCCAACACACACAUCACACGACAUCACGGAUACGAACACACACACACAAGCGUGCCUCAGCCAGAUUCAGCCCUCUUGUCGUGCCCUCGAUUGAGCUCACACUUGCUUCUCCUCCUCACCCUUCCAACCAACCAUGGACGGUGGCUUUGGUGGUGGCGGCUUUGGUGACUACAACACAUCCAAUGGCGGUGGAUUCAUGACUGGCGAAGGCGGUGGCUUUUCCAGCCAGAGCCCCGCAGAUGCUGGCAUCAAGCGCAUCUCCACAGUGACGCCCGUGUGCGUGAAGCAAGUCAAGGACGCGCAGCGCGGUGACGACACCAGCUUCAUCGUCAACGGCGUCGCUGUGGACAAAGUCGCCCUGGUGGCCGUCAUCCGCAACGUGCAGCAGAAGGCCACCCGCAUCUCCUACAACGUGGAGGACCACACGGGUCUCAUUGAUGUCAUGCAGUACCUCUCUGGUGGCGAUGACGAGGAGGAACCCCAAGUCCCAGAGGAGGUGGCACAGAACAGGGAGGGCCGCUACGUGCGAAUUGUUGCGUCGAUACGCGCGGGCGAGGACGACUCAAAGCGCCUCAACGCGUUCCUCAUCACCCCAAUCGACGAUCACAACGAGCUGACAUACCACUUUCUCAAUGUCGUCUACGCCAACUUGGUCAGCAGCCACGGCAUCCUCGGCGAGCGCAAGCUUGGUUUGCAGGCGGGUCAGCCGCGUGGCUCACAACCGUCCCAGGCCGGUAUGGCUGGGCAAGGCAUGGGCACGGCGACCAACGGCGCAACCGCCUUCAACAACACACCAAUGGACACGGGACUUCCUCGCAACUUGCAGGCUGUGCUCAACGUCAUCCAAACAGAGGGCAGCGCAUCGGAGACAGGUGUUGGCAUGUCCACCAUCCUCGACCGCCUCAGACCACAGGGCUUCAACGAGCCACAGAUCAGGUCUGCUGUGGAGGAGCUGCUGAACGAAGGACAAGUGUACUCGACCGUUGAUGACGACCACUUCAAGAGCACAGAUGAUUAAACCCAACGGAUUCAACCCCCUACACAUCCCCACUCACACGAACGUACACACACACACACACGCACAUGCCCUUGCCCACAAACACACGUGCGUGCAUUAUGCUGUUCCCUUUCCCACUGUUAGUAGCUCCCUGUAUGCGUUUGCGUUGUUGCUUAUAUGUUGGCAACACGCCACCACAGCCUCUCUCUGCCUCCUUUCGUGUUUGCUUAAGCAGCCCCUUCCCCCUUCGCACAUCCCCGACCGCCUUCUUUGAUGGACUGUUCAAUAAUCACUCACCAACGCAAGAGAAAGCUUCAUGUCAUGAUACAAUACACAAAGACGAGGGAAUGCAA